UGAGUUCGUUUUGACAGUGGAACUGCAGGUCCUUGUUGGCUGCGUCCAUAUCAUUGUUUCGUUGUGGACACCCUGCAGAAAUGAUUACUUGUGAAUUCUUUGUCCUUAUUCAGUAUCUUACAAAGAGCACUGUAGACAUGCUACUGUUUCGGGUUGACAAAAAGCCACUUAUUCUGAAGGUGAGAGUUUGGUCGACAGAAACCUACAUCUGACGUAUUUCAUUAGGCCCGCUGUUUCAGCUAAUUCUGAAAUACUCGACCUCGGUAAUGCAAUGGCAGAGAACUUGGUCAUUUCAGUUUCCAGAAGCAUCGUUACUCUUUCAGCACUUGUGAUUUUCGGCAACUUGCUGGAACAAAGUCAUGGUCAGUGGUGGUUUCCUACAGCGCCAACAACUACCUCUCCAUCAUCGAAUUCCACAAAUCCCACGAAUUCGUCGACAAACAUUCCACCUUCAGCCAGCUUUACAACUCCUCCAGUCAUGUCGCCUUCGUUCAGCUUCCCGAUCAACCCAGCGGGUUCAAAUACAUCGUCAACAGCCACUCCGUCAACUUCUAUCGGUUUCCCAACCUCUCCAUACGCCUCGUCUUCGCCGCCAACGACCCCAACUACUAGCACCACUCUCAUUGUCAUGUCAAAUUCGUUUGGGUUUGGCCCUUUGACGAUCUACACGUCCGUGCAAGCUGCCAUUGAUGCAGUUCCAGAAAACAACACAGGAUUGGUUACGAUUGAAAUUCUCUCCGGCACUUACACGGAGAAAGUGUCGAUCCCAUCAAACAAACCGUACAUUACUCUCCAAGGCACUGGGAGAACAACGACGAUUAUCACGUACAAUGAUACAGCCAACUCUACCAACUCCACCUUCAGAAGUGCCACCUUCUCAGUGUGGGCAAACAAUUUCACUGCACGGAAUCUUACUUUCCAGAAUUCGGCACCACAUGCAGUAGCAGGGGAAACUGGUGCUCAAGCUGUUGCUCUGCUGAUCGGUGGGGACAUGGCGGCGUUCUAUGGGUGCGGUUUUCUAAGCUCACAAGACACGAUCUGUGAUGAUGCAGGUCGUCAUUACUUCAGAGAUUGCUAUGUUGAAGGGAAUAUUGACAUAAUCUGGGGUAACGGACAAUCACUAUACGAGUAUUGCGAAGUAAAAUCUACCGCAGAUAAUAGCAGUGGGUGCAUCACAGCACAGGGUCGUGCUUCAGACGAUGAAACCACCGGAUUUAUUUUUGUGGGUGGCUCCAUUACGGGCACCGGUUAUAAUCUACUUGGACGGGCGUACGGCUUAUACUCUCGUGUUUUGUUCAUUGACACUUACAUGGACAACAUUAUCAAUCCUCAGGGUUGGAGCGACUGGCCUACCACCGUUACUAUGUACAAUUCCAGUUCACGCCGCCUUCUGGACAACUCAACGAUUAGGCAUGAGUACUACGGAGAAUAUGGAAAUACAGGUCCUGGAGCAAGCUUAACAUACCGAGUGAACUGGAUGCACAACCUAACGGAGGCAGAGGCUGCCAACUUCUCAAGCCUAACUUUUAUCGACGGGCUAUCAUGGCUAGCUUCUGAGACAUGAUCUCCUGCGAAGUGAAUGACGUUUUCAUCACAUUACCACGUGGGACAUCUUGCUCUUUCCAUAGCAUUCGAUCAAGUUCAUGAGGGCGUUACUAUAGUUCAGAGUACUUAGUUCUUUAACAUACCCUCCCAAAUCGUUUGAAUGUAGAGCUCUGGUUAGAAUUUUAAUGAGAGCAAGUAGCCAAAGCGAUAAUGCCCUCGCAAGCAACCAUUAGCAUUGUGCAUUCUUCUCAAGAAUGAAAGGGCAGGGAAGAACUUUGGAACCCCAUCCUUCUUGUUGACUUCGAAGAAAGGAUGUAUGGCCCAUCCUUAUUGAGUACGUGUCUACCUUAAUUUUAAAUCACUGUUCUUCACUUAAAGCCCUUUAAUGAAAACAUUUUUCA
This is a messenger RNA of Physcomitrium patens, 1946 nucleotides long. RefSeq names its product putative pectinesterase 14. The record is from RefSeq and is a predicted model, not a curated record. Gene Ontology annotation, molecular function: pectinesterase activity. Lineage: Eukaryota; Viridiplantae; Streptophyta; Bryopsida; Funariales; Funariaceae. Gene Ontology annotation, biological process: pectin catabolic process; cell wall modification.